Molecule: messenger RNA, 1776 nt
Organism: Fulvia fulva
Lineage: Eukaryota; Fungi; Ascomycota; Dothideomycetes; Mycosphaerellales; Mycosphaerellaceae
Exons: 2
Coding region: 1-1776 (591 amino acids)
Source: RefSeq, a predicted model, not a curated record
AUGGAUCCUGUCGAGAUGUAUCACACUGAUCGAGAACAAUACUACCGAGACUUAGACAAGCUCAUCGACUCCGCCUCAAUAUUCGCGGCGGCAGCAGCAACAUCAGAUCAAACAAGCACUGCGUCCAGCCCUUCCAGCCCAGCACCGAGUGCCACCACCAUGGACACCUCACCUACUCCUAUCCUCGACCCUCGCCUGCGCAAGCGGACAGCACCAACCUCACCCACUCCUUCCAAGCGGGUCAAGAUCAGCGACUCAUCUGAGAGCGUACGUCGUGCCAGCGCCGCCAGUGAUGGUGUGCAUCCGGCACGAUUUGAGCUUCUCUCUAACCAUGAACGAGGUGACAAGGACUCCUUCCAGCCUUGGAACUCCCUGAGACCUUUCGACGAUCGUACUGGGGCAAACAGCAUCGAGGUACGCAUGAAGUCGACUCCAGGUAGGCCAUCUUCGCGGUCCUCGGAUGUUUCCCGCGCCGCAUACUCCAUGGCUGAGCUCACAGGAACUCCACGCGAGCCAUCUUCACAACUUUCAGUGAAGUCUGGCGCCAGAUCCUACGCACAUCAGGCCAAUCGCUUGCAUAGCGGCCGGGACAAUCAAAACAGAAGCUCUCUACAAAAUGCCGUACGCCGGCAGUGGGACCCAAGCAAGGAUGAUCUUGUGUACGAAGACCUGGUGGCACGACGGCGGAACGAGCGCCUCGCCAACGUGGAUCGCUACAUUCCACAGAUCGGUGACAGCGUUGAUGCAGGGCGUGGCUCUGAGCGCACGCCACGCGCCGCCGUCAAUGUCCCAUCGGGCUCUCCUCAGCACGCCAAGCCAUUCCCUUUUACCAGGCUGCCGGGACGGGUCCAGGAUCGAAUCUUAUCUUUGCUGCUUGUCAAGGACAGCCCCAUCACGAUCGACUUCACCUGGCUUCGGCCCUUUGUACACGGGCAUUGCCGUAUCCCUGUCGCCACCGAAACACUGCCAGCUAGCGGAGGGUCUUACACGGUGCCAGUGGAAUGGACAAAGCUGUUGGAAGAUGUCAGACUCAUGAAGUCCGACUGCAGCAAGUUCAAAGACGCCCUGGAGGUUCGUGGCAACAAGACUCGUAAGCUUCGUGGGCCGGGCAGAGGGCUUACUACGGGGCUGCUUCGAGUGUCUCGCGAGGUCCAUAGACGUGCAGUCACGGUGUUCUACUGCGAGAACACCUUCGCCUUCCCAUGGCCCACAGCUGCCUGGAUGCAGCUGGAAUCUUUCCUCGCCACCGUCGGACCUACCAAUGUCCGACGCAUCCGCAGCAUCUCCAUCCACGUUCCUCUCUGGCAUCGGGGCAUCCACGACGACUACGUCGAGGGCGCGAUCCUCGACUUGACGACCCCGGCGUCACGUCUCGGCGUCGUUCAGCCUUCCGAUCGUGAUAGACUACUCUCUGCCGUUCGAUCGUGUGUACAUGCUCUCACCAAAGGCGGGAGACUUGAGAGCCUAUCCCUGGAACUGGAGCACGGGAUCAAUACAGAUCGAUGGACGGGAACAUACAGCAACAACCGCCAAUUAAUUAGUGCCGCUGACGCCGAAGAACAUGUCAUGCGCAAACAAGAGGGCAUCGAGCUGUUGCGCAAAGCUUGUCGUGUCUUGCCACAGCGCCCGACCCUCGCGCUGUAUCACCCCUCGGCGACUAACAAGAUUGCUCAAUAUCACAUCUCUGAGUUUCGGUCACGUUUGGCUAGUGUGGUUCAAGAGGCGAAUAAGUAUGGAUGGCAGGUCGAUCAGCAGCUGAAAGGCAGUAGAUGCUAG